Drosophila kikkawai is the source of this 1736-nucleotide messenger RNA. It is a transcript of the gene Agpat1, whose product is annotated as 1-Acylglycerol-3-phosphate O-acyltransferase 1. Lineage: Eukaryota; Metazoa; Arthropoda; Insecta; Diptera; Drosophilidae. Gene Ontology annotation, molecular function: 1-acylglycerol-3-phosphate O-acyltransferase activity. Gene Ontology annotation, biological process: phosphatidic acid biosynthetic process. The record is from RefSeq and is a predicted model, not a curated record. Gene Ontology annotation, cellular component: membrane; endoplasmic reticulum.
UCUAAAAUUGUCGCGCGCUUGAGUGUAUCAAAUUAUUAUUAAAAUUGCCUGCUUUUUGUUAUCCGUUUAUCCGUUUUGUCGGUCGCAGCAAGAACAGCAGCACAAAAAGAAAACUUGGCAGCAAACUAAAACGAAAGUGAAAAAGACCGCAAAGCAUACAUACACACACCUUAAAAGACUGCAAUAUCUGCCUUAAAAACGGAGACAGAAAGGGAGAAAAUAAAAAGCUGGGGACGGAAGAGCCCCGCCAUCAGUACUGAGAUUGAUUCCAGCACGAUCCGGAUCUGUGGAUCUCUGGAGGAGCAGAGCGUAGUUUCAAAGCCAUCCGAGCUGGACGUCUGUCACAAUGAGUUCAUUCAUCGAGCUGCUGGGACUGUUCCUGGUGCUGAUGCUGCCAUUUCUGUACGAAACGAAUCAUAUAUUUCGUUAUUAUUUCAAAUUCUUAAUGUACUACGGCAUCGUUUCGUUCAACUCGAUUGUCCUUAUACCGGCCUUCCUCACGCGUCCCUGCGAUGUGCGAAAUCUGCUCUGGGCAAGCACUUGGUGUCAUCGCAUCUCCACGCUAAUCGGCCUGCGCUGGGAGCUGCGUGGCAAAGAGCAUCUGGCCAAGGAUCAGGCCUGCAUAAUAGUGGCCAAUCAUCAGAGCUCGCUGGAUGUGCUGGGCAUGUUCGACAUCUGGCAUGUGAUGAACAAAUGCACGGUGGUGGCCAAGCGUGAACUCUUCUAUGCCUGGCCCUUUGGCCUGGCCGCCUGGCUGGCGGGCUUGAUCUUCAUCGAUCGAGUGCGCGGUGAAAAGGCUCGCGAAACCCUAAACGAUGUCAAUCGUCGCAUCAAACAGCAACGAAUCAAACUGUGGGUCUUCCCCGAGGGAACACGCCGCAACACCGGUGAACUGCAUCCAUUCAAAAAGGGUGCCUUUCACAUGGCCAUCGAUCAGCAGAUACCCAUUUUGCCGGUUGUCUUUAGCUCAUAUGGGACAUUCCUCAACGACAAGAAGAAGAUAUUGAAUGCAGGUCGCAUUGUGAUCACCACUUUGCCGCCGGUAAGCACUGAGGGACUUACCAAGGAUGAUAUCGAUGUGCUAAUGGAUCGGGUCAGGACCCAAAUGAGUGAUACCUUUAGGCUGACCUCGGCGGAGGCAUUGCAGCGCUACAAGCCAGCGAUGAUGAAGGGAAGUAGUAGUAGUAAUAGCAUUAGUUCGGCAGCAGCAACAACAACAACGAUCACACCGCCAGUGGCAGAUGCAGCCGCAGUGGCCAGCAGGAGCAGCAGCAGUUCAGCUUAUAGCAGCCAGCCAGCGGGUUAUGGCAAGGCCAGCAUGCUCAAGACAUUGUAGGCAUUGCAAUCAUCUUAGUCACUCGAACACACUCAACACACUCACUCAACAUUCAAGUCACUCAACAUUUAACUCAACAUUCAAAUCAACAUUCAACUCACAUCCAAAGAAGGCACUCACGUGAGUCUGUUUUUGGUUUUUUAUCAUUUCCGUGUUAUUUUAAAAUUUCUAAAAGAAAAAAAAAAACAUUAAUUAAGUUAUAUAUAUAUUUUUUUUGUAUUUUUUGUACUCUUAUCUAAGGGUAUUUUUUUUAUCUAUUUAUUUAUUUAAAGCCAAAUAUAAAUUUUAGUCAUUUCAAAAAGGAAUUUCAAAGUCGCCAGAAUUUAUUUUAAAAAAAUUGAUUGGUCAAAAAAUGUGUAUUUAAAUUUUUUAGAUUUGAUUUAAUUUUGUGGUAUUUCAU